Molecule: messenger RNA, 2001 nt
Organism: Salvia miltiorrhiza (redroot sage)
Lineage: Eukaryota; Viridiplantae; Streptophyta; Magnoliopsida; Lamiales; Lamiaceae
Product: zinc finger protein CONSTANS-LIKE 9-like
Exons: 5
Coding region: 345-1577 (410 amino acids)
Molecular function (GO): protein binding; zinc ion binding
Source: RefSeq, a predicted model, not a curated record
UUUUAUAUGAACUUUUUGUCAGAAUUCACAAAAUUCAGUUGCUCACCACUCUCAUCUCCUGCUCUACUUCGGAUACAGAAUCUCUCUUCUCCAAAAAAGCUCCAUCUUUUUCUGUUACUUAGGGUUUUAAUCAGCUGAUCACGCCUGCUCAACUCGCCGUAUCUACCAUUUUCUUCUUACUUUUCUUCCUAUACCAAUCUGCCUUUAUCGCUGAGUUAGAGAAUAAAGUGUUUUUGUAGAGACGAAUUUGUAGAAAAGCCUCUUCAAAAUAGCGUCCUCGUUCUGCUCGAUUGAUUAUACAUUUGGGGCAAAGUGUGAGGAUUAAGAAGUUGAUUUGUCUCAGUAUGGGUUAUCUUUGUGAUUUCUGUGGGGAGCAAAGAUCUAUUGUGUACUGUCGGUCAGAUUCGGCUAGUUUAUGUUUGUCCUGUGACCGCAAUGUCCAUUCCGCUAACGCCCUUUCGAAACGACACUCAAGAACACUUCUUUGUGAAAGAUGCAAUUCUCAGCCAGCUUCUGUUAGAUGUAUGGAGGAGAGAGUAUCUCUUUGCCACAAUUGUGAUUGGAUGGGGCAUUCCAGCUCAAACACGAGUACUGCGCAUAAAAAGCAACACGUUAACUGUUACUCCGGAUGCCCCUCAGCUGCAGAGCUUUCUCAUAUUUGGUCGUUUCUCUUAGAUAGUCCUUCAGUUGGGGGUUCCGCCUGCGAACAGGGGAUGGAUUCAAUGAGCAUUUCAGAUAACAAGCUAAGAGAUUUCCAGGGUACUCAAGAAAAGAACAGUUGCAAAGGUGUAUCCUUUGCCACAGAAGCCAGCAACCUGAGUAAUGUGGAUAUGGAUAAAGAAGCAGUUUGGAUGGAGUCGUCAACACUGCUUUAUUCCAAGAUGCAGAAUGCGGGUAUGUUGGCUGGAUCUACCCGCUCUGCCAUGCGCAAGGUAUAUGUACCUUGCGAAAAAGGGAUUGCCGAAUGCGAGGAUAAUGAUUUCUAUGAUAAUUUUAAUGUGGAUGAAAUUGACCUAGGUAUUGAGAACUAUGACGAACUUUUUGGUGCUGCCCUGGGUAAUCCUGACCGGCUUUUUGAUAAUGAAGACAUUGAUGGAUUAUUUGGGCCACACGACAUGUCCGGUUCUGAUUGUCAGGGUGCUUACCUCGCUGAGGGAUCGCCAGUUGGAGGAAUGACGAUGCGACCAGCAUGCAGCAAUGCAGCAUCUGCAGAUUCAGUUGUUAGCUGCAAGACUGAACCUAACAUAUGUUUUAUGAGGCAAGCACAGUCGGUUGUCUCAUUCUCCGGCAUCACCGGAGAGAGUAGUGGUGUUGACUACCAAGAUUGUGGCGCAUCGCAAAUGUUAAACAUGGGAGAGCCACCAUGGGGCCCUGAAAGUGCGAUGCCCCCCUCUUCCAGCAGGAGCGAUGCUGUCAUGCGUUACAAGGAGAAGAAGAAGACACGAAAAUUCGAGAAAAAAGUGAGGUAUGCAACUCGCAAGGCCAGAGCAGAUGUAAGGAGGCGCGUGAAGGGACGCUUUAUCAAGGCCGGUGAUGCUUAUGACUACGAUCCGUUGGGCAAAAGCAGAAGCUGCUGAGUAUACAUCUUCAAUUCUAAGGAAAUGAGCACUACUACAUUUACAAGCACGAUCCCACCACCCUUGCAGUGACAAAUGCUCUUAAAAUCGUGUUGCAGGGGCUGAACUCGUUCCUACGAAUAAACCCGGGCGGAGAGAGACCUCCCCAUCGCGAAGAAACGAGGACAUCUUUCUACAAGAAAAUGGUACUAGGUAAGAAUAUACUCCCAUGGAGGAAGCAGCAGCUUUGCUUAAUUUGGUAUAUGCUACUAUUUUGUUAGCUAUAUUAUACACUCUCUUUUUUGGCCUUGUUUGAUUGGUGUAGACAACAUGUAUAGCAUAAAAAGUCACACCUUAGCAAGAAUAUGAUUUUUCUAUCUUGCAUCAAACUGUAUUUAAUGUAAGUAGAGGCUUAAUUUAAUUAUGGAUUGUGUGUGUUUGUUCA